GGUUUGUCCACGCUGGCUUCCCAUAGUCAACAGGAUGUCCGGGAUACUUUAAUCGGGUCUGGGCUGGACAGGGCUGGGAUCCUGGCCGAGUUUACCCGAUGGCUGCAGUGUUUCUGGUGAUGCUCUACGAGUAUUCACCUCUCUUUUACAUCGCCGUGGUCUUCACCUGCUUUAUUGUGACCACCGGCCUGGUGCUGGGAUGGUUUGGUUUGGAGGUUCCAGUAAUCCUGAGAAAUUCAGAAGAGAUAGAAUUCAACACAAGAGUAUCCAAAAAGGAGAUGAAACAAGUCAAGAAUCCUUUUGGUUUAGCCAUCACUAAUCCAACUUCAGCCUCAAUCACAAAUGGCAUAGCAUUAACACCUGAUUGUAUUGAAGAAAGCAUCCUUACCUGCUACUGGGGUUGUGAUGUUCAAGAACUGUAUGAAGCACUGCAGAAGCACGUUUAUGUCUCCAGAAUAAAUACUCCACAGGCACUAGAACAUGCUAUAUAUAGCAAAUAUGUCUAUCGAGAACAACAUUUUGUAAAGAAAAACAGCAAAGAAGAAAAAUAUUGUCAAUUACCAAGUGAUGCUAAAAUUGAAGAUUUUGGCAUUGUUCCUAGAUCUCAGUAUCCACUGGUAGCACUUCUGACUUUAGCUGAUGAAGAUUCCCAAAGACUUUAUGAUAUUAUCUCAAUGGUGACUGUGAUUCAUAUUCCUGAUAAGAAAUACAAACUUUCCUGCAGAAUAUUAUAUCAGUAUGUACUACUGGCUCAAGGCCAAUUCCAUGACCUUAAGCAACUUUUCAUGUCUGCAAAUAGUAAUACGCCAUCAUUGAGUAAUUCCUCUCCAGAAGAGCAAAGUACUGACAGACAUUUGUUGGAAAAAGCUGGACUGGCUGAAAGCGAAGUGGAACAAUAUGAAGAAAAUAGCAAAGACUGUGUUGUUUGCCAGAACGGGAAGGUGAAUUGGGUACUCUUGCCGUGUAGACACACAUGCUUGUGUGAUGGCUGUGUUAAGUAUUUUCAGCAGUGCCCUAUGUGUAGACAAUUUGUCCACGAAUAUUUUGCACUCUGCAAUCAAAAAGAACAAGAUAAAGAAACACCAAAAAGUGAAGGGACGGUAACUUCUUAAAGAUUUUGUCUACUGAAGAUGGAGACAGUUUUUUUGCUUUAAAUCAGUCAUAAUUUAAAGUCUGUGCAGUAUUGCUGGUAAGUGAUAAGAAUUACUUUCUAACUUCAUAUUUGUACAGUGCAUUUGUAAUAUAAACUGUGUUCAUUCUACUCAAUAUGUCUAUCAGAAUAGAAGUCACCUGCAGUGUUACAUAAAAAUUACAGCUUUUUUGAAAUAUAUAAAUGUUAACUUCCUGUAGUGUUAAAUCAUUCUUUAAAGAGACACAUCUAAAACUUAGAGGGAAAAUAGAGAAUGUUAAAUUUUCUUUCAUUAACACAUUUUUUUUCUUUAAUGUGCAAUUAGGAAAAAAUUUUGCAUAAAUAAUUGUAUACUUAGGUUAUAUGAAAGAAGAAUAGAAUGGCAUUCUAAACCUUGCCAAAUCUUUUUCCUAAAAGUUGGUUAGCUUUUAGAUAUACCUCUAUGUUUGCACUUGAAAUGUAACUGAUAUUCAUACAUGUAUAAUUAUACGCAGAAAUCAGUUUUUAAAUGCAGGUUCUACAUUAGAAAUACAGUAUUCUAUAUUUAAGUGUUUUCAUUGUAUCAGGUAUUAAUAUUCAUGAACCAGAUAUGAAACUUGAGCAAUGAAAUAAUUUCUUUAAGAAAAUAUCAGAAUAUCAGAAUGACACAUUGAUAAGAUGGACAGUGUGAUUAUUAAUGUAAAUCUUUUAUUUUCUGUAAGAGUUGAGAUGCAUUACUUCACUUUUGUUCCUCUAUAGUCUAUCUACAACAGAAUAGAUUUUGAAGGCACCAAAAUGCACCUAAAGAAGAAAUAAAAAUUAAUAUUGUGUGUUUUUUUCCCUAAUAAAUCCCAAGCCCUUCUGAAAGAUAAGUAUUUUGGUUCAUUUGUUGACUUUUCUGUUUAAAAGGUAAUAAUGCCAAGUGAGCUGGUUUCAUCAUUACUGUAAAGAUAAAGCAGAGCUUCCAGGGUCCUUAAUGAAGACUUCCCAUUGCAGAUUAGAACAAGAAGAAAAAAUAGACCUUGUGAGCAACUCGGCUAUAGAUACCAUCCAGGGACACACUUAAGCUUGACAUUUAUUAUGUAUACAAAGUCCCAUUAAAAAAAAAAAACAACACCCCAAAAUGAGAUGAGACCAUCUAUAUCCAUAAAGUACCUGUCUAAAUUUCAUAAAUGCUGGAUCCUCUUCACUUUAGUCUUAAAGGUCUGGUUUAUGAUCCAACAGCACUUGUCUUACUGAUUCCAUAUGCACAUCACCCUUCCUGCAUUCACAUGGCCACCACACCAGUUUAGGCCUUUAUCACAUUUCAUCUGAACCAUUGUAAUAGCCUCCUAAUUGGUCCCUCUGCCUUACAUCUUUAGCCUUUACAAGUCAUCCUCCACACAGUUGCCAAAAUCACCAUAUUACUCCCCUAGUCAAGAACCUAUUGUUUUUAGUAUAUUAUAUAAACUCAGCGUGUCAUUUAAAGCUCUUCACAAAUCAGACUUUAUUAUUCCCCUUCAUAUUCCUCGUUUCAUACAAACCAGCCUGUGUGCUUUUCCAUGAACUUGGCAAUCUGUUUCCUACUUUGCACAGGCUAUCUUCAAGCUCUUCACUUCCACCUCCUAGAAUGUGCCCAUCUCCCUUCAAAACUGACAUCAUGGAAGCAUUUUUGUCCAUUGGUUGCUAAUGCUUUCUCCUUCCUUAAUAUGUAUGUGCUAACCUAGUUACAUGUUUAAUAAAUUAACAACAUUUCAUUAAGUACUUAUUCUGUGCCAAAUGCUAUGUUAGGUGCUGGAGAUACAGAGACAGUGAAUGAAACAAUCCCUAUUCACAAGGACUUUACAUUUUAAUGGGGAAGACAAGUUAUAGAAUAAAUACAAAUAAAACACGUAAUAUUUAUAAAUGUUUUAUCCCCACAAUAAAUUCCUCAGGGAAAUCUUGUCUUUGUAGCCCCUUUACCCAGCAUAGUGUCAUAUACAUAGAAAGCACUCAAUAAAUAUGAGUUCAGUUGGAUUAUAGUUCCCUUCAUUACAUGCUUCAGGAAUAAUGAGCCCUAAUCUGAGUCAAGUAGGAGCAAUUACAAGAGUAGAAACCAAGACAAAACUAACUAGUCCACUCUUUAAACGUAUAUUAUUUAUUAAAUGCCUUCUGUGUAUAGAGUGCUGGUCCUAGAUCUUUGGAGAAAUUCAAAGUUUAGAGAAAAUGUUUGCUGCCCUUAAGAAGGAUAGUAGAAUCUAUGUGAACAACAAUAUGCAAACAAAAUGGAGAGGUUUUUCAGUGAUGGGUGUGAGUGAUUCUAUGAUAUUAACCUUUUAUGUGAAAUCUAGGUAUAACAGCAUUAUGGAAGGGAAAGAUGGAGCUCUGACUGUUCAUUUGACUUAGCAAUAGGCAACUUGUCAAUGUCUCUCUUUUUUUUUUUUUUUUGUGGGGCAAUGAGGGUUAAGUGACUUGCCCAGGGUCACACAGCUAGUAAGCGUCAAGUAUCUAAGGCUGGAUUUGAAAUGAGGUCCUCCUGAAUCCAGGGCCGGUGCUUUAUCCACUGCGCCACCUAGCUGCCCCUUUGUCAAUGUCUCUUAAGAGAAACCCUUCAAGCCCUAGUCCUGCAAGUAGACUAUUAACGUGGUUUCAUGGCAAAUAAGAUGAUUUUUUUUGUCAUGUUUCAAAGGAAACCUAGAGCAAUAUUGUGUUUUUCUUUCAGUACUCUUUAGUGCUUUAUAUCAGAACUCCAUUCCAUCUGGGUGAAGACUUUUAAAUAUACUAGAAUAUAGAUAAUAAUGCUGACAAAGAUAAAAUAUAGAUCUUACAACUGUAAAAGUAAGUAUUGUGUUGGUGAGAGAAUAGAUAUGGAAGACCACAUGUGACCAGACAAGUGAGUCCCUGUCUGACCAGGCAAGUUGAGUGUCUGUGCUUCAGAUUUAAAAUGAAGUGAGACAAUUCAUAGUCCAUCUAACAGUUAACAAAAGGACAUCUACUUAGCCAUAUCAGGGGAUGGACAUUCAGAGGAGGGAAAAGAUAUUCAUCCAGGAUAUAGUCUUGAUUUAUCUGAAUGCAGCUCUCCUAUAUUGAUAUUGGUCAUUCAGAGGGCUGAGGGAAGAACUCAAUCCCAUCAUGCCCUGACUGUUUUUCUGUUCCAGCUACCAGGAAGCAAAUUUGACACCUAAGCCUUAGUUUGAAUACUUAAUGAAGGAAAAACUAACUUAACGUGUAAGGGUAGGACCUUAGGAAAAGCAAGUCUAGCUUAUGUGCCAGAACCCUAAACAAUAUUGUUCCUAUCACAAGAGGGAUGCAAUAAUGAUUAAAAGAUUAAGCCAGGAAUUAGGAAAGCCUUAGUUUUAGUCCUAGCUCUGCCAUUAUUUACUUAUGUGAUCCUUGCAGAUUCAACUGAAAUGUUAUAAACAAAAUGUAUUUAAUAAAAUAUUUUUAUUCAUCUAACAUUUCUUUUAUUUUCUUUAUCCAUAAGGUGGGAAGGGUAAUAGCCACCCUGUCUACCUGACAGAAUUACAUAAUUUUUUUUUAAAAGGUACCAUUUUAAAUUCAUGUUUUGGAUUGUACUAUAUAACCUAUGGCAAAUUGCAUGCUGUCUUUGGGUGGGGUGAGGUAGGGAGGGGGAAAAAUUUGGAAUUCAGAAUCUUACAAAAAAGAAUGUAGAAAACUAUAUCUACAUAUAAUUGGGAAAAAAAUACUAUUAAGAUGGGGGGGAAUUUUUAAACAUUUAGAAAAAGCCAACAAAACAACAAGAGAAAGGCAGUUAGGCAUCAUAGUAGAUAGAGUGCUAGGCCUUGUGUUAGGAAGAUUCGAGUUCAAAAUCUGUCUCAGACACUUAGCUAGCUAUGUGACCCUAGACAAGACACUUAACCUCUGUUUGCCUGUUUCCUCAAUAAUAAAGUUCCCACCCCACAGAGUUGUGAGAAUCACAAGAUCAUAUUUGUAAAAUAAUAAGGCAUGUACUAGAUGCUAUAUAAAUGCUUAUUGCCUUCCCCCCCUACACCAUGAAAAAAAAAACCAUUAUUGGAAGGUCACUUUCAUUCUUUUUGUAAAUAGGAGGGAGAUUGUGUUUGUAGAAUCUACUCUUAUCCAUUUUUAGUUAUGGCUUUUGCUUCUGUUUUUCUUUGUGCUAAGGAAAGAUUACAUGGGAGGGAUGAAGUUGUGAUAUCUGUAACUGUCUU
Dromiciops gliroides (monito del monte) is the source of this 5256-nucleotide messenger RNA. RefSeq names its product cell growth regulator with ring finger domain 1 (gene CGRRF1). The coding region runs from base 99 to 1112 and encodes 337 amino acids. Gene Ontology annotation, biological process: negative regulation of cell growth. The transcript is spliced from 6 exons. The record is from RefSeq and is a predicted model, not a curated record. NCBI's taxonomy places the organism in Eukaryota, Metazoa, Chordata, Mammalia, Microbiotheria, Microbiotheriidae.